AUGGGGAUCACUAUAUCAAAUGCACGGGGGAUGUAUUGGAGGAUCUUAGGGUCGGGCAGUAAUGAGGGGGACGAGCCUGCCACAGGGUCGACUCCUAUUAGGGCCUUGAAAGUGGGGUUUGGUGUGUUUUUAUGUGAUUUUUUAUCGAAAUUUUCUCCCAAUGCUAAGGCGAAUGCGGAUUUGCCACCUCUGCUAUGGCCCGAGAGAGCUAGUUUUUCUAUGUCUCCAUCGACACUUUUGGGCAGCACGAGUGGGAGUCCCGUGGAUAGCCAGAGCAACAACGAUGUAGCCAUGGGAAGCUAUGUGUUCGAAGAGGCUGGUGUAAUUCGUGUUGGCGACCAUGAAGCCGUGACAAAAGAGCAACACUGGAUAAGUUCCCUUUUGGACAGUGUUCAUGCUGCUGCUGCUGCUCUUAUAGAAAAACCAUUGGUAGAGAAAGUCCCGCAUUUUAAUCAUGAUUUCCUUAUUUGUUCCACUUAUUUUGGUUUUUGA
Messenger RNA from Striga asiatica, 492 nucleotides. The record is from the annotation of a GenBank genome assembly. Lineage: Eukaryota; Viridiplantae; Streptophyta; Magnoliopsida; Lamiales; Orobanchaceae.